Condylura cristata (star-nosed mole) is the source of this 3047-nucleotide messenger RNA. It is a transcript of the gene CTAGE5, whose product is annotated as CTAGE family, member 5. The record is from RefSeq and is a predicted model, not a curated record. Bases 198 to 2621 code for a protein of 807 amino acids. Gene Ontology annotation, cellular component: endoplasmic reticulum exit site; endoplasmic reticulum membrane. Gene Ontology annotation, biological process: protein secretion; endoplasmic reticulum to Golgi vesicle-mediated transport; vesicle cargo loading. The transcript has 25 exons. Lineage: Eukaryota; Metazoa; Chordata; Mammalia; Eulipotyphla; Talpidae.
CCGUUUGGGCAGCGAGGAUCCUGCAGGCCGUGGGACGCCGGUUGCCCACGAGCCUCCCUGCUGCCGGCUCCGCAGUGGUGUGUUCCGUUUGCCGACGAGGGUUUGAGUUCCGGACCGAACGCUGCGUGUUCUCUGGCGACUGUCGUGGCCCGGCCAGGCCCUGGCUGUGGCCACGACUGUCAGGUAGCCUUGGCGCCAUGGAGGGGCCCAGGACAGCCCCUCACCUGUACUUGGGGCAGGUCCUGGAAAAACUACAGAGGGUUGUUGCAGUUUUGCCUGAAGAUAUGAGGCCAGGUCCUAAUCCCUAUGGUUUUCCAUGGGAAUUGGUGAUAUGUACAACUUUUUUUGGAUUGUUUGCUGUUUUCCUGUUUUUAUGGAGAAGUUUUCGAUCAGUUAGAAGCCGAUUUUAUAUGGGAAGAGAGAAAAAGCUUGCGAAAGAACUUUCUACACUAAUUGAAGAAAAAUGUAAGCUACUUGAAAAAUUGAGCCUUGUCCAAAAAGAGUAUGAAGGGUUAGAGUCAUCUGUAAAGGAUGCUGGCUUUGAGAAAGAAUCAACAGAAGCCCAAAACUUGGAGUUUGUGGAAGGAUCACAAAUGUCAGAGGCAAUCUAUGAAAAGUUGAACAGUUCUAAAUCUGAACUUGAAGAUGAAAUUCUUUCAUUAGAAAAAGAAUUAGAGGGAGAGAAGUUAAAGCAUUCUGAAGAAGAUGAGCUGAUUGUGGAUAUUUCUAAAAAGAUACAAUCCCUAGAAGAUGAAUCAAAAUCCCUUGAAUCACAAGUAGCUGAAGCCAAAACAACCCUCAAAAUAUUUCAAAUGAAUGAAGAACGACUUAAGACAGCUAUAAAAGAUGCAAUGAAUGAAAAUUCCCAACUUCAGGAAAUACAGAAACAGUUUUUACAAGAAGUUGAAGAAUGGAAAGAACAAGUGAGUGAACUUAAUAAACAGAAAAUAGCAUUUGAAGUCUCCAAAGUAGAUGUGGAACAAGUUAUUUAUGAUAAAGAAAAUCAGAUAAAGUCCCUUACUGAACGCUUGCUAAAGAUGAAAGAUUGGGCUACUGUGCUUGGAGAAGACAUAACAGAUGAUGAUAACUUAGAAUUGGAAAUGAACAAUGAAUCAGAAAGUGGUAUGUAUUUAGAUAAUCAACCAAAAGGAGCUUUGAAGAAACUAAUUCAUGCUGCUAAGUUAAAUGCUUCUUUAAAAGCCUUAGAAGGAGAAAGAAACCAAAUUUAUACUCAGUUAUCUGAAAUAGAUAAAACAAAGGAAGAGCUAACAGAGUGUAUAAAAAAUCUUCAGACUGAACAAGAAUCUCUACAGUCAGAAAAUACACAGUUUGAAAGUGAGACUAAAAAACUUCAGCAGAAACUUAAAGUAAUGACUGAACUGUAUCAAGAAAAUGAAAUGACACUUCACAGGAAACUUACAGUAGAGGAAAAUUACCGAUUAGAGAAAGAGGAGAAACUUUCCAAAGCAGAUGAAAAGAUCACCUAUGCAGCUGAAGAACUGGAAACCUACAGAAAGCGAGCCAAAGAUCUUGAAGAAGAAUUGGAAAGAACCAUACAUUCUUAUCAAGGGCAGAUCAUUUCUCAUGAGAAAAGAGCACAUGAUAAUUGGUUGGCAGCUCGGACUGCUGAAAGAAAUCUCAAUGAGUUAAAGAAAGAAAAUGCUCACAACAGACAAAAAUUAACUGAAACAGAGUUAAAAUUUGAACUUUUAGAAAAAGAUCCCUAUGCACUUGAUGUUCCAAAUACAGCAUUUGGCAGAGAGCAUUCCCCAUAUGGUCCCUCACCAUUGGGUCGACCUUCAUCUGAAACGAGAGCUUUUCUCUCCCCUCCAACUUUGUUGGAGGGUCCACUCAGACUCUCACCUUUGCUUCCAGGGGGAGGAGGAAGAGGUUCAAGAGUUCCUGGGAAUCCUCUGGACCAUCAGAUUUCCAAUGAAAGAGGAGAAUCAAGCUGUGAUAGGUUAGCUGAUCCUCAUAGAGCACCGUCUGACACUGGGUCCAUCUCACCUCCAUGGGAACAGGAUCGUAGGAUGAUGAUCCCUCCUUCAGGCCAACUAUAUCCUGAUCCAGCUCUUCCUCCACAAAGGCAAGACAGAUUUUAUACUAAUUCUGGUAGACUAUCUGGACCUGCAGAACUCAGAAGUUUUAAUAUGCCAUCUCUGGAUAAAGUGGAUGGGCCAAUGGAAUCCAGUAGGAUGGAUAGCAAAGAAGAUCUCAGUAAUUUAAAUGUGUCAGACUCAUCUCUCCCUGCUGAAAGUGAAGCAACUGGCCGUGGCUUUGUCCCUCCUCCCAUUCAUCCAGUCAGAGGGCCAUUGUUUCCAGUGGACACAAGGGGGCCGCUCAUGAGAAGAGGUCCUCCUUUUCCUCCACCUCCUCCAGGAAGUAUGUAUGGAACUCCCCGAGACUAUUUUCCACCAAGGGAUUUCCCUGGCCUGCCACCUCCUUCAUUUGCAAUGAGAAAUGUCUAUUCACCAAGAGGUUUCCCUCCUUAUCUACAUCCAAGAGCUGGAUAUUUUCCCCCACCCCCACAUCUUGAAAGUAGAAGUGUGUUUCCUUCAGAGUCUGCUCUGCCUUCAAAUGAGCCUACUACUGAAAAUGCAGAACCACAGCAAGAAACUUGACAAAAUUUUUAGUCCCUCUCAAAAGUAUUUUUGACUUCUCAUUUUCAGUUUAAGUAACUGCUGUUACUUAAGUGAUUAUACUUUUGCUCAAAUUGAAGCUUAAUGAAAUUAUAAUUCUCAGGAUAGUAUUUUGUAAAUAAAGAUGAUUUAAAUAUGAAUCUUAUGAGUAAAUUAUUUCCUUUUUAUUUUAUUCUAGAUAGUGUAAUGAUUUUAAUUUGAUUAGCAGAUCCACUAUCACAUAAAUAAUAAUGGGAAAUCUACAUAUGCAGUCUUGCAGGUAUGUUUUAAUCUCCAAAGGCUGUGUUUAUGCCAAGAACUGUAUUUACUGUUGCUGUAGACAAGUGUGAAAGUAACUAUGUUUAAUUAAAUAAAUGUUAAUUCAUUUAAAGACUUGUUUGGUAUUGAUAAUAAAAUCAGCUAGUUUUU